Molecule: messenger RNA, 2143 nt
Organism: Biomphalaria glabrata
Lineage: Eukaryota; Metazoa; Mollusca; Gastropoda; Planorbidae
Exons: 3
Coding region: 521-1348 (275 amino acids)
Source: RefSeq, a predicted model, not a curated record
AGUUGUCUCGUGUAAACAAAUGGUUAACCCUGUUGAUAGGAUAUUGCACCAGUUUUGUCACGAGAUUGACCACGUAAAGAUCUAGUGGUAUAGAUUGAUCUAGAACAUUUAAUGUAUCUAUAAAUCUAGGAUGUAAUUAUCCUCUUAUUUACUAUAAUACUGUAAUUCUAAUAAUAAUAUUAUUAUAAUUAUUCAAUAUAAUACAAUACAUCAAAUGAUCAACUUCAAGACGUCGCUACUGACAGAAAGUGAGAAACACACUCAUCUGACUUACUUAUCUUAUAAAAUUAUAUAGAUCUAGACUAAUACAGACUACUCAUAUUCAUAUUGUAACUAAAAAAAUAGAGAUCCAGCUAAAAUAGGCUCUAAGCAUAGUGAGAGUAUUAAUCUACAAUUCUGGUUAUUUACUACUGUAACUGUAACUCUAGUUUGUAUUCAAGAUCUAGAUAUCUAGAUCUAGAUUCUAGAACAUAUUUAUAGUUAUUCUAAAUUUCUAAAUCAAACUGUUCUUAUUGAUGGGAUGGAUUCCAUAGUUACCAAAGAUGCUCUAAAUUUAAAGGAGCAUGUUCGAAAAGUAUUUGAAGAGGAACUGCAGAGAGAUGAUGCAUUCCUAGACAAGAAAGAUCUGCAGAUGCUUCUGCAAGAAGAUGACGAAUCAGAGGCAGGUCCAAGACUUUCCAUAGUAGGUUACCCUACUUAUCCUUUAUACAGAGAAAUAGCUCAAAUGUUGACUUUAUGGAUGACUGAGAAACACUGCCCUUCAUUGGAUCUGCCAAGGUUUGAUCUUCUCGAUGAGAAAGGAUACAUUGAGACAAGGGCAGCAACUAUAAAGGCAAUAACACCACUUCUGAAUGGGUUAGAGUCCUUGUGGUCACUGUGGACAGAAGAUGAAAUCAAAUAUAGAGUCAGAGAAAUACUUCUACUCCUGGGACUGAGAGGUAUCCUAGAUCUCUUGGGGAUCAGAAAGACAGUAGGGACAAAAGAAAUGCUCCCUCCUUCACGUAAAUUACUUUUGGCUUCUUUCACUGCCAAGCACUCUCCAAACAGUGAACUUACAGUUGGCGCAAGGGCCUUGGCGAAACAUUUUCACAGGGACAAGUCAGACUCCUGGUGGGGAAACUGCUCAGGGUCAGAGGCGGAGAAAAACAGGCACGCACUGCAAAUCAUGCAAAAUGUGUUGGACAAUGCUGUUUGGAUAAAUAUCCAUUGGUUGCCGCACGAUGUGUUUAUAAUUGAAGCCAGGCAAGAUCAAGGUUAUGGGUUGCGCUGGUCAGCUGAUGGGUCUAAUUUCAGAGGAUUUUUAGAACCACAGAUGAUAGAUGGACAUGAAGUAGGAUGGAGGCAUUAGACAGUGUUAAGGACACAGGGGCAAUCAUGUGGAACUAACAUUGAGCAGAGCUGUGUUUGCUGGACACUUAAAGGCAGCACUGACACCUAGUCCCCUACUAAAAUAGAUUGAAGCAUUGUGCCCUGAGCAUUCUAUAAGCAUGUACCUUUUCUAUUACAUUUUUUGUUAUUUCUUAAAUGUGAUAAUUUUGUUUACUGUUGAUGCCUGUGAUAUUUGUUUAAAAACCUUAACCCUUAAAACGCGUGUGGUAAUUUAGCCUCUGAACAACACAAUUGUAAUUCCAUUUUGUAGGCACUCAUUGUAAAACAGCUCAGCAUUUUAAGGGUUAAUCAUGACAUGUAUGUUUUAUAAUGAAAAAUCCCUUCUAAAUAUGCUAUAAGUGAUAUGAAUCCUUUCACGUUCAAUUUUGUUUGAGUAUUCCAUAGUAUGUUGGUUCAUGUCUAGUGCCAGAAUUUCUGGGAAGCUUUUAUGUUGUUGUUUUUGUGUUAUGUUGAAAUUGUCCUGAGAAAUGCUGUCCUCAUUUAAAUGGCCUAAAUCAUUUCUAUUUUAUUGUUCUUAUUUGUACACAAGACUAUGCAACAUGGUCAAACAACAUCAUGUCAUCAUUAUAAUUCAAAUAUUAUGUUUUGAAACUAAAAGGUGUAGCUCUACUAGUCCAUGUCUAAAUAAAACUAGAACUCAAAAGUAUUCAUAUUUUUUAUUAAAUUAAAUUAUUUUUCUGUCUUUUCUUUUUUAAUAACUGUUUAUGAAAUAUUUGACAGAUAGUUGUAUUAAAAAGUAUUUUUACAUUUAAAA